AUGCCAAGGCUCACUGGUGACGCAUUGUAUCUGUACACCUCUGCUUACGGGCAGGAACGCUACGAUCGGUAUAACGAUGAGCCUGGGUCCCCCACAUGCCACGGUGGCCUCCCUCCCUCCCCGGAUCCUGACGACUUCGACGAAACACGACUACCCCCCUUCUUUCACAGACCGGAGCAUGACGUAGAAUCGGUGUACUGGACUAUGGUAUACGCUCUUCUACGCGUUCAGCCAGCCGGUGCUCCAAGAGAACUCGAUCUGUCUGCCGCGUCUGCUUCUGUAUGGAAGACUCUCCUCUCGCAUUAUAUUCCGGGCGAGGAAUACGAUCAAUCAGAUGAAAAACGUCAUGAGGUCAUGAGCAGGGUAAAGCAGCAAUGGCUGGAUCUCUUUGGUGCGACCAUGCAGGACGUUGCCCUGCUCUUGUGGCGAAUUACACAACAUGUUCGUGCGGAAUACGCCCUGUGGAAGUGGGAAGGCAACUUCCAGCCUGACCACCUCCAUGAAGCUGUACAGCGCCUCAUCCUGCAAUAUCUGAUCGACCAUCGCGACAAUCCCAUCCAACUAGAUCCGGAUCAUCUGCGUCCUACUCACCCUCGUUCCACCAACCAGGGGGACACCCCGACCGCAACACAGCUUUCGUGGACGCAAGCUAACGGUGUUACAGGAAAUCACACUGCAAGUCGGGUUGGAUCACGACGAGCUGCCAGCGGCAAUCAGGGGUCUGAUGAGGGUUCAAGACAUACGGCUACUGGGAAGAGCGCUGCGAAGGAUGCCACUGCUGUUGGCGGACCGUCAUCGAAAUCCAAGCAACCUCGUGACCAAGCGAAGACGAGCCAGCCGGUACCGAAUAAUUGCGAACCUGAAGCGCAAGCUGAGCGACAAGAAGCCAUUUCGCAGCAGCAAGCGUCUGAAGGCUCUCUCCGGUGCUCCCGUGUCCCCCACGCAGCAAGAUGA
This is a messenger RNA of Dichomitus squalens LYAD-421 SS1, 954 nucleotides long. RefSeq lists its product as uncharacterized. The record is from RefSeq and is a predicted model, not a curated record. The transcript has a single exon. Lineage: Eukaryota; Fungi; Basidiomycota; Agaricomycetes; Polyporales; Polyporaceae. The coding region runs from base 1 to 954 and encodes 317 amino acids.